Molecule: messenger RNA, 3342 nt
Organism: Pocillopora verrucosa
Lineage: Eukaryota; Metazoa; Cnidaria; Anthozoa; Scleractinia; Pocilloporidae
Product: programmed cell death 6-interacting protein
Biological process (GO): mitotic cytokinesis; multivesicular body sorting pathway
Cellular component (GO): endosome
Molecular function (GO): protein binding
Source: RefSeq, a predicted model, not a curated record
CUCGCCCAAGGAUCGUUGGAUUCGAAUGAACACAGCUUCAUGUACAAGACAAAUUAGUUAUUUUUAGGGAAAUGGCUGGCUGGAUCACUUUUCCAUUGAAGCGAUCCGAUGGUGUUGAUUAUAAAAAGCCAUUGGAAAAAUUUAUCAAGAACACAUUCUCUGCUGAGACGGCGGAAGAGAAUGAAGACGCCAUUUCUGAGCUUUCGAAGUUGAGAAACACUGUUGUAAUGCAGACUUUGGAUAAACAUGAAUCUGCUUUGGAGCCAAUGCUCAGGUACUAUGAUCAACUGGAGGCAAUGGAGGGUAAACUUCCUGUUUCAGAAUCACAGAUAAGAAUCUCAUAUACUUGGUAUGAUGCAUUUGACAAAGGAUCCUUGUUUGGUUAUCGCAAAAGUUCAAUGUCAAGUCUGCAGUAUGAGCGACUAUGUGUAUUGUUCAAUAUCGGAGUUUUACAAGGACAAAUUGCAGCAGCUCAGAACUUCCAAACAGAUGAAGGAUUAAAAACUGCAGCAAAAAUGUUCCAGUCAGCCAGCGGAGCCUUUCAACAAUUAAAGGAUGCGGUGUUUCCCCAGCUAAAUCAGGUACCAACACCUGACCUAUCUGUGGAGAUGUUGACAUUUUGUGGUGCUGUAAUGUUAGCUCAAGGCCAGGAAAGUAUCUGGAACAAAACUGAGCAAGAUAAAAUGAAGGAUGCCGUGAUCGCUAAGGUUGCUGCACAGGCAGCAGACUUUUACAAGAGUGCACUUAGUUCUGCUCAAAUACAGUCAGUGAAACAAAUGCUGGAGAAGGAGUGGAUUUCUAUUCUAUCGGCUAAAUCGGAAUUUUUUAAAGCUAUAGCAGAGUAUCACAUGGCUCGAGUGGCCAAAGACAAAGCAGCUUAUGGAGAGGGAGUAACAAGAUUUAAGCAAGCUGAACAACAAAUGGCAAAUGCUGUAAAACAGAGCAUGGGACUUGUCGACUUCAAGACGUGGGAAGGAAGGAUCAAGCGAGAGGCCACCGAGCUUAAGAAAGACAACGAGUUCAUAUAUCACGAGAGAAUGCCCGACAUAGAUUCCUUAGGGCCCAUUGGUCGUGCUGCUCUCGCCAAGUCCUUACCGCUGUCCAAACCGGCCUCAUCCAAGUUUACAGACUUGUUUUCCAAGUUGGUGCCCAUGGCUGUCCAUAAUGCACUUCAAGCGUAUGAAUCUCGCAAAGGGGAAAUCGUCAAUUUUGAAGUUGGCCGACUUCGCGAAGGAACGCAAUUAAUGAACAGUGUUCUUGCGUCGCUGAACUUACCGGCAGCCAUAGAAGACUUGUCAGGACAGACAAUUCCCAAGUCGGUGUUGGACAAAUCAGCAGCAGUGAACGAAAAGGGAGGUUUGAAUGCCAUCGAUAAGUUGAUGCAGGAUUUGCCAGAACUUCUCGAGAGAAAUAGAGAGAUCCUGGACGAGGCAACGCGAAUGAUGGACGAGGAGGAACGUCAAGACACACAAAUGAGAGAACGCUUCACGACUAAAUGGACUCCAAAACCGUCCGCUGAACUCACAAUGCAGUUGAGACAGGAAGCUGACAAAUAUCGCGGCAUUUUGGAAAAUGCAGUGCGAGCUGACGCUAUUGUUAGAGAGAAAUACAAUAAUCAUCGACGGAACAUGGAUCUGCUAAGUAAAGGAGAGGCGCAGUUGGCAGCAGCCAUACCUAAAGUUGGAGCUGCUUCAUCCUCUUCAGCUUCAAGCCCGGCUGUGAAAGAACUGAGGAAACUAAUGGAGCAAGUAGACACUAUCAAAGCCGAGAGGGAUGCUAUAGAACAGGACCUGAAAGUACAGCAGGACGAUAUGGCUGUGAAGUUCCUGAGCGCCCUUGCUGCUGAUGGUACAAUACCGGAUGUCGAGGCUAUCAUCAGUUCCAAUCUGAGUGCAGGCUUUGAUUCAGUGAAGGAAAGUGUUUCUGAGAGUAUUGCGAGACAGGAGAAGAUUCUGGCUGCAGUACAGGCUGCUAAUGAUAAGUUUGUGAAAGAAAAGCAGUCUGGACAGGCAGCCUCUGAACGGGAAACUGUGCUGAAGGAUCUGGCGACAGCUUAUGACAUUUACAUGGAGUUAAUUGGUAAUCUACAAGAAGGAACAAAGUUUUACAAUGAUUUUACGCCGAUAUUGGUGCGUUACCAACAGAAAUCCAGUGAUCUUGUGUUCGCUCGAAAAACAGAGCGUGAAGAGUUGUCCAGAGACCUCCAGAAGACAAUAGCAAACCAACCGGCGGAACCAACACCUCAAGCGCCACCACAUCAUCAACCUUCAGGUGCGCGGGUGCCUCCUGGCCGCCCUCCACCCCCAUCAGCCCAGCCACAGCAGCAGCAGCAACCUCCGUCUGCCCCAUCUCCAGGCGCGCCUCCGAUGGCUCCUCCACCAGGAGCUCCCCAACAGUACCCCCCUCAGCAAUAUCAACCUAUGCCUCCCCCCGGAUACAUGCCCUAUCAGUACGGAGGGUACCCCGGAUAUGCACCUCCGCUACCACCUGGUUACUACAACUACGGUGGUUAUGGAAUGCCGCAGGGAUACCCCCCUCAGGGACAGCAACCUCCCCCGGGAGGUUACCCACGGCAAUAGAUCAUGUGAAUUGUAUUAUUUCUUAAGAUUUAAGUUAAUUGUCGAUUAGUCUAGAAUCUUCUCUUUCUGUCGACAGUCUGCCCCGAUAGAGACCUAACUCUUGUGGGAGGGGGGUAUAUUUAAGAUUCAGUACUAGUCCGGUAGGUAGAUUUAAAACUAUCAUUACAAUGUAGGCAUAAUUUCUAAUUAACGUUUUGAGGAAAGUUUAUCAACAGCAGGCACAACUAUGUAUUCACCCACGGAUGUAAAAUCACGGCUAAAAAUCUCGGUUGUAAAAUCACGGAUGUAAAUUCACAGAUAUAAAAUCACGGAUUCCAAAUAUUUUACAAACUCUUAAUGGAAUCCAUGUACUUUAAAAUUUCCAGAAAUGGCAGACUGAUCAAGAAGAGAAUUCGUCUUUGUUAGCCAAGAUAAACCUGGUUUAUUGCCAGAGCUUGAAUUUUCUUGAUGGAGUCAGGCUGCAAGAUUAAGAACGCAAGAUCGAUUAAAACGUAUACAACUGAAGAUGUCCCAUUUAUAGAAAAAAUACAGAAUUCUGGAGGUUUUCCCUGGUCACAGCCAUCACUUAUCCUUGUCUGUUGAACGGGCGGGGUAACGGGUUGAAGUUUUAGAAUUUAUUUGACAGUGAGAUUGUUUGAUUCGUUCCUUUUCUUUUUUGGCCGAUAUUUCGGUAACAUAAACAAUGUAGCUUAUCUAUUUGGACUUUUCCUUUGUUGUUCGCUAGAAAAUAAAAAUUCCUAAUGCAUAAGAAAUCAAGAAAGCA